This is a messenger RNA of Rubroshorea leprosula, 1613 nucleotides long. The record is from the annotation of a GenBank genome assembly. NCBI's taxonomy places the organism in Eukaryota, Viridiplantae, Streptophyta, Magnoliopsida, Malvales, Dipterocarpaceae.
CUAGCCACUGCUACAGGAUACUGUUGAAUAAUUUCGAAGAUUUUUUUUUUUUUUGAAAAAUAAUUGGGCUCAGAGAUCGUUACUAAAGCUUGUCAAAAGCCCAGCUGAGCCCAAUUCCUUACAAAUUUCUCACCGUUUUGCCCUAGUUUUUCUUCAUUUUCCAUUCACUUUCUCGAGAUUCUCUCAGAGCAUUGUCUCUGUUCGCAAAAGGCCAGAGAAUAUGCUUGAUUUUCAGCUUUAACUUAGCCGGUUUGAUCUUUUUCUCUUCAUACUCUUUUAUUUUUCAUCUUGUGCUGUGCAGCAGAAAGUUCCGGUCAUGCUCGGCGGUGGAGGAGGCGGCUGAAUUUCUGGCUUUUUCGUCGUGGUUGGCGUUGCGGGUCAGGAAGAGGGAAGUUUAAGGUCGUCCAGAGAGCGUCGGAUAAGAAGUGGAGAGCCCAGGUGAGGCCCACUCAUUAUUGGUUUAUUUAUUUAUUGGGUUGGGGUGGGGCCCAACAACAAUAAACGUUGUCGUCAUCAUCUUGGAUUUGGGCCCAUUAACCCGUGUAAUGAAAAUUUUGGGAGCUCGAAUCGGAAUGUGUGUUCGGAGCAUCACUGUACCUGCUAAAGGAAGUUGGCGGGAACAAUUGGCGCCAUCAUUUUGGAAUGACCGUAAAUCUCGGGAUUUUUUCUAUAUAUCCCCAAACCCUCGCAUCCCCAACCGUUCAAAACUGUUUGUCUUGAAUGCCGAUUAUCUUCCCGUCACAAGGUUCUCAGCAAUGGCACAAGCGGAGAUCGGAAAUGGCAGUCCCGAAGUCGAAGAGCCGUCGCCGAAGAUCCAGAAACUUCACCAGAACGGUGCUCACGAAGCUCCCCAAAGUUCAGUCCCGCUCUUGAAAGUGAAGAAGCUCUCGGAGAAGGCCGUUCUUCCAUCCAGAGCCUCUCCUCUUUCUGCAGGAUAUGAUCUUUCAAGUGCGACGGAUGCCAAGGUGCCGGCUAGAGGAAAAGCACUCGUCCCCACUGAUCUCAGUAUCUCAAUUCCUGAAGGAACCUAUGCUCGCGUUGCGCCAAGGUCUGGUUUGGCUUGGAAGCAUUCAAUUGAUGUGGGUGCGGGAGUGAUUGAUGCUGAUUACCGAGGACCUGUUGGGGUUAUACUGUUUAACCAUUCAGAUGUUGAUUUUGAGGUCAAAGCAGGUGACAGAAUUGCACAGCUGAUUAUCGAGAAGAUCAUGACUCCUGAUGUUGUUGAAGUUGAGGAUUUGGAUUCUACUGUUAGAGGUGCCGGCGGGUUUGGAUCUACCGGCAUCUGAUGCCAUCCAUAUUCUUGUAAUCAUAUGCGAGGAAUUAGGGUUUAGAGCUAUUAAUGUAUAGAGGGAAGGGCCUGUUGGGUUGGGUAGUUAUUAAUGCCUCCACUUUGCUUGCGAGUACUUAAGAUUUUGGACCGUAAAACAACCAUUUCACCAUUCAAUCUUUGUUCUAGGCCAGCACUGGUUUACUGCUUCACAUAAUCUUUAAUCUUAUGUUUCAUGGUUUUUGUAGAUGCACCUCAAUAAUGCAGCACAAAUGCUGUAUGUAUGACAAUAACGAACAUCAAAAUCAAGACACCAUGGCAUAAAAAUGUCAACAGUGGACGUCCU